Molecule: messenger RNA, 861 nt
Organism: Nestor notabilis (Kea)
Lineage: Eukaryota; Metazoa; Chordata; Aves; Psittaciformes; Psittacidae
Product: cadherin-18-like
Exons: 3
Biological process (GO): calcium-dependent cell-cell adhesion; multicellular organism development; homophilic cell-cell adhesion
Cellular component (GO): catenin complex; membrane; adherens junction
Molecular function (GO): calcium ion binding; cadherin binding
Source: RefSeq, a predicted model, not a curated record
GUAAUUCAGACUAUCACUGCAACUGACAAAGAUAACCCUGCAAAUGGGGCAAGAUUCCAUUUUUCCCUUGAUGAGGGGCUUGCUUUGAAUCCCAACUUUACUCUAAGGGACAAUGAAGAUAAUACAGCCAGUAUCCUGACAAGACGAAGGAGAUACAGUCGAACCACUCAAGAUACCUAUUACCUCCCGGUUUUGAUUUCUGAUGGUGGAGUGCCCCCUCUCAGCAGCAGCAGUACUCUCACGAUUAGGGUUUGUGCCUGUGAGAGAGAUGGACGAGUGAGAACUUGCCAUGCUGAAGCUUUCCUCUCCUCAGCUGGCUUGAGCACAGGAGCUUUAAUCGCAAUCCUGCUCUGUGUUGUCAUUCUUCUUGCAAUUGUGGUCCUUUUCAUCACUCUAAGACGCAGCAAGAAGGAGCCACUGAUCAUUUCAGAAGAAGACGUCCGGGAAAAUGUUGUGACGUAUGAUGAUGAAGGCGGUGGAGAAGAAGACACAGAAGCAUUUGACAUCACAGCACUGAGGAAUCCAUCAGCUGCUGAGGAGCUGAAGUACCGGAGAGAUGUUCGUCCUGAAGUGAAGCCUGUGCUCAGGCAUCAUGCCUCCUCAAGCCUUGACAGUAUAGAUGUUCAAGAGUUCAUUAAACAAAGACUGGCAGAGGCUGAUCUGGACCCCAGCGUUCCCCCGUAUGACUCCCUACAGACAUAUGCUUAUGAGGGUCAUAGAUCAGAAGCUGGAUCUAUCAGCUCCCUGGAUUCAGCCACAACACACUCUGACCAGGAUUAUAAUUACCUUGGAGACUGGGGACCUGAGUUUAAGAAGCUAGCUGAACUCUAUGGGGAAAUAGAAUCAGAAAGAACAACUUAG